Molecule: messenger RNA, 1722 nt
Organism: Monomorium pharaonis (pharaoh ant)
Lineage: Eukaryota; Metazoa; Arthropoda; Insecta; Hymenoptera; Formicidae
Exons: 3
Coding region: 1-1722 (573 amino acids)
Source: RefSeq, a predicted model, not a curated record
AUGAUAAACGGUCUCGAAAAAUUAGCAUUAUUUUUGGGUAAAGAAAAACUAAAAAUUGUACGUUCCGAAUUUUCACACUUAUCCGACGAAGAAUUUGAUUUAUUAACACGAAAGGAUAUAUUUCCGUACGAGUACGUUCACCGCGUCGAAAAGUUGGAAGACACAUGUUUACCACAGCUCGAAUCCUUUUACAGUUCUCUGACCUCUGACACAGUAUCCGAGAGCGAUUACGCACACGCUGUCAACGUAUGGCAUCGGUUCUCAGUUCGAACGCUAGGUGAAUACAGCGAUCUGUAUUUAAAAACGGAUGUGUUGUUGUUAACCGACGUUUUUGAAAAUUUCCGCGAUAAAUGUAUUGAAAAUUACGGUCUUGAUCCCGCGCAUUAUUACACUCUUCCCGGAUAUACGUGGGACGCUAUGUUAAAAUAUACCAACAUUACUUUUGAACUGCUUACCGACAUUGACAUGGUAAUGUUUAUCGAACGCGGUAUACGUGGCGGCUUAAGUCAAUGUUCCGGUAGAUACGCGCAGGCUAACAACAAGUAUAUGCAGACGUACGAUCCAUCGAAACCAUCGUCGUACUUAAUGUACUUUGACGUUAAUAAUUUGUACGGCUGGGCGAUGUGUCAGCCACUGCCUUAUGGAAAAUUUCAAUGGGUUAAAGACGUCUCGAAUUUCGACGUAAACGCAAUCGCUCCGGAUUCAUCCACGGGAUACAUUCUCGAGGUUGAUCUCGAGUAUCCUCGAGACCUUCACGACCAACACAUUGACCUACCUUUCUGUCCGACGCGCGAUAAACCACCAGGCAAGCGAGAAUAUAAACUUCUUGCCACGCUCUACGACAAAAAGCGUUACGUCAUCCACUACCGAAACUUACAGCUGUGCACGCGUCACGGUCUUUGGGUUACAAAGAUACACCGCGUGUUGAAAUUCGCGCAAUCUCCAUGGCUUUGUAAAUACAUAGAGUUAAAUACACAAUUCCGGACUCUCGCUAAAAAUGAUUUUGAAAAGAAUUUAUAUAAAUUAAUGAAUAACGCGGUUUUUGGAAAAACCAUGGAGAAUGUGCGCAAUCAUGUUGACGUUAAGUUAUUGACGCAAUGGAAGGAAAAACUCGAGGUGAAGUUCUAUAAGCCGAUCUACGUAGGCAUGUGUAUCCUAGAUAUUUCCAAGAUGUGUCUAUACGAAUUUCACGACGAGUACAUGCAACCUUUAUAUCGAGAUAAAUGUAAAGUUAUGUAUACCGACACCGACAGUCUGAUAUACCACGUUGAAUGUGAGAAUAUUUACGAGAUGAUAAAACGCGAUAUUACUAGAUUCGACACAAGCGAUUAUCCGGUCGACAACGCGUACGGUAUGCCUGUCGUAAAUAAAAAAGUACCGGGUCUAAUGAAAGAUGAAAACAAUGGCUUGAUAAUGACCGAGUUUGUUGGACUUAGGGCAAAGAUGUAUGCGUUGAAGGUAGACGGAAAAAAGGAUACUAAAAAAGCGAAAGGUGUCAGGAACAACGUAGUAACGCGAACCAUAACAUUCGAAGAUUACACCCGCUGUCUGCGAGACGAGAUCGAGAUGACGCGUUGCCAGUCGUGUAUACGGUCCAAGAUGCAUGAAGUAUACACGGUGUCCGAAACGAAAAUUGCUCUAAGUCCGUACGACGAUAAGAGAUACCUCGUACCCGAUUCGGUCGAAACGUUACCGUGGGGACAUUAUCGGAUACCUUUAUAA